AUGCACUUCAACCAAAUCCUCCCCUGCAUCCUGGUCUCUGCCACUGCGGCGGUUGCCCAAUUGAUCCCCGUUGGGCCAAUUGCAACAGUCUACAGGGAACCAAACUUUCAGGGACGCCAUUUCAGCGUAGGCAAAGUCGGCGAAUGUGUACAGCUUCCUGACAACAUCGUCGGCAAGGUGAGCUCAGUGAAGCUGCAACAAUUCCCCGAACCCUUCUACGUAGCCUGCGCUCUCUACUCGUGA
This is a messenger RNA of Trichoderma gamsii, 243 nucleotides long. RefSeq lists its product as hypothetical. Lineage: Eukaryota; Fungi; Ascomycota; Sordariomycetes; Hypocreales; Hypocreaceae. Bases 1 to 243 code for a protein of 80 amino acids. The record is from RefSeq and is a predicted model, not a curated record. The transcript is spliced from 3 exons.